CAGCGGAGGCCCAGGAUGCCCGGGCCGCGCGUCCCGGGGGAGCCCCGCGAGCCCGCGCCCAGGGAGCGCCGGCCGCUGCUGGCGCGCGGGCCGCGGAGGCCCCGUCGGUGGUGGCGGGCGGCGGCGGCCGCGGUGCUGCUGGUGGAGACGCUGGAGCGCGCUGCCUUCUUCGGCGUCGCGGGCAACCUCGUGCUCUACCUCAACAGCGCCGACCUGCAGUGGGCCGGCGAGCAGGCGUCCCGCGCCGCUCUCGUCUUCCUGGGCGCGUCCUACCUGCUGGCGCCCGUGGGCGGCUGGCUGGCCGACGUGUACCUGGGCCGCUACCAAGCCAUCGCGCUCAGCCUGCUGCUCUACCUGGCCGCCACCGGCCUGCUGGCCGCCACCGCCUUCCCUGACGGCCGCCGCUCCUUCUGCGGCGAGAGGCCCGCCUUGCCGCUGGAGCCCUCCUGCCACCCGCCGGACUGCCUGCACACCUCGCCCAGCCCCUACUGCGCGCCCACCCUCUACGCCGCGCUGCUGCUGCUCGGUCUGGCCGCCAGCUCCGUCCGGAGCAACCUCACCUCUUUCGGAGCCGACCAGGUGAUGGAUCUCGGUCGCCAUGCCAACCAGCGCUUCUUCAACUGGUUUUAUUGGAGCAUCAACCUGGGUGCGGUGCUGUCGCUGCUGGUGGUGGCUUUUAUCCAACAGAACAUCAGCUUCCUGGUGGGCUACUGCAUCCCUGUGGGCUGUGUGGGCCUGGCCUUCUUCAUCUUCCUCUUUGCCACCCCAAGCUUUGUUACCAAGCCCCCCACAGGCAGCCAAGUGUCUUCCAUGCUUAAACUUGCUCUCCAAAACUGCUGUCCCCGGCUGUGGCACCGACACUCUGCUAGAGACUCUCCAGGCGCCCAUCUGCUGCCUGACCAGAGGUCUCAGCAGCCUGGCCCUUCCCCCCAAGAGGACAUCGCCAACUUCCAGGUGCUGGUGAAGAUCUUGCCUGUCAUGGUGACCUUGGUGCCCUACUGGAUGGUGUACUUCCAGAUGCAGUCCACCUAUGUCCUGCAAGGUCUUCACCUCCACAUCCCGAACAUCUUCCCAAACUACCCUGCCAACAGCUCUGUGGCUCUGAGAGCCCAGGGCAGCAGCUACAAGAUCCCAGAAGCCUGGCUCCUCCUGGCCAACGUCGUGGUCUUGCUGAUUCUGGUGCCAGUAAAGGACCACCUGCUCGACCCUUUACUGCUACGGUGCAAGCUGCUUCCCUCGGCUCUGCAGAAGAUGGCACUGGGGAUGUUCUUUGGUUUCACCUCCGUCAUUGUGGCAGGAGUCCUGGAGAUGGAGCGUUUAGAAUACAUCAGUCACAACCAGACGGUGUCCCAGCAGAUCGGGCAGAACAUAUACUAUGCAGCACCACUGUCCAUCUGGUGGCAGAUCCCUCAGUACCUGCUCAUCGGGAUCAGUGAGAUCUUUGCCAGCAUCCCAGGCUUGGAGUUUGCGUACUCAGAGGCCCCACGCUCCAUGCAGGGUGCCAUCAUGGGCAUCUUCUUCUGCCUGUCGGGAGUGGGCUCGCUGUUGGGCUCCAGCCUGGUGGCACUGCUGUCACUGCCGGGAGGCUGGCUGCACUGCCCCCAGGACUCUGGGAACAUCAACAAAUGCCGAAUGGACCUCUACUUCUUCCUGCUGGCUGGCAUUCAGGCUGCCACGACCAUCCUGUUUAUUGGGAUCACUGGUCGCUAUGAGAGGGCGGCCCAGAGCCGAGCCUCCCAAAGCUGUCCCAAGAGGGACAGUGGCUGAACACACCCCCGACCCUAGUCCCUCACUUCUCUCCCCCCAACAUAGACUGCAGCAGUCCGC
Camelus dromedarius (Arabian camel) is the source of this 1827-nucleotide messenger RNA. RefSeq names its product solute carrier family 15 member 3 (gene SLC15A3). Lineage: Eukaryota; Metazoa; Chordata; Mammalia; Artiodactyla; Camelidae. The record is from RefSeq and is a predicted model, not a curated record. Gene Ontology annotation, biological process: dipeptide import across plasma membrane. Gene Ontology annotation, molecular function: dipeptide transmembrane transporter activity. Gene Ontology annotation, cellular component: lysosomal membrane. The transcript has 8 exons. Bases 16 to 1767 code for a protein of 583 amino acids.